This is a messenger RNA of Glossina fuscipes, 6266 nucleotides long. RefSeq names its product protein wings apart-like (gene wapl). The coding region runs from base 267 to 5156 and encodes 1629 amino acids. The transcript is spliced from 7 exons. The record is from RefSeq and is a predicted model, not a curated record. Gene Ontology annotation, biological process: regulation of chromosome condensation. NCBI's taxonomy places the organism in Eukaryota, Metazoa, Arthropoda, Insecta, Diptera, Glossinidae.
UAAAUAUAUUUUUAACAAUUUAAAAAAAAAUUGCUAUAAAAACAUUGAUAUUUUCACACAAAACAAAUGCAAAUCGAUAACGUAAUAGUUCUUAUAAUAAAUGCGCAGCAAAAGAAAAAUUUAGAAAUGCCUUCACACAAAAGGCAGAUGAUCUAAAAGAAGCAAAACGUUUGAAAAGUGUUCAGAAGGAAAUAUAUGUAACAAAUUAUGAUGGGUUGUUGAUUGUUGUUGUAUAUAGAAAAAUAUUGAAAUAAAACAGUUGCAAUAUGUCACGUUGGGGCAAAAACAUUGUGGUGCCUUUGGAUUCGACCAAAGAAAACACAAAUCGUCCGACAGUAUCGCGGUCUUUAGGUACGGUCGGUAAAUGGGGUAAAAUGGGAUUUACUUCGACGCGAACAUAUACUAUGUCAGCCUUACCGGCUGCUGUAGCAGCUGCUGCGGCGGCCGUGGCCGCCGCCAGCCCCCAAGAAAGUCCGGCCUCGCACAAAGAAGACGAUUUGUCCACUUCUGUACCAGAACCUCCAAAGCCAAGGAAAUUUUUUAAAUCACGCAAUACAACACCACCAGAAGUUAUAGCCCAAAUUAUACAGCACCUACCGAGACAGUCAGCAUCACCUGCACGAGAAACAACUUCUUCUUACACAACCGCACCAUCAAUUUUAAGUACUCCAGUUAAAGAUCCCACAAAAGUGAAAACAUCUAAAAGCAUCUCCUCAGAACGGAAGAAAAAGUCUCCUAAGAAGUUCAAAUUUAAAAGCGUGGAACUAUCUGAUGAGGCCAAUGAGCACAAAGAAGCGAAAGCUCCCGGUGAGACUAAAUUACCGAAAAAGAAAAAAACUGAAAAGGAGCUUAAACCCGAAGCACCACCCUCACGUAUAUUAUCACGAGCUCGUAAAACAGUAAAUUAUUGUGAGGAUGACGAAGAAGAUCGUCUACCGACUCCCAUUAAGGAUAUUAUACUUCCUAAACAAAAGAAACCGGAUAAAGUAGUGAACGUUCAGGAGACACCUCCGCCCACUCCAGCCCAUAAAUUAGAUGAUGUAUAUGCCGCCUGUGAUACACCUGAACCGGUCUUGCCUCCACCGGCUGCACCACAAACUCCAACUGUAGUUAACAAUAUCGCAUCUAAAACACCUGAACAUCCUCCCAUUGUGUUAAGAAUUUCAAAGGGUACAUCACGUUUAGUGAGUACUGAUAGUGAAGAACCUGUUGCUUCCACAACACCACCUUUACAACACUCAGAUGCUCUUCUUUUAGAAACACCAUCAGAAAAUGCAACAAGAUCUCGACAGGCACCUGGCGACGAAGUGAUUAGUAAUACCAUCACACCUAAAAUCAUUGUAAAACCUCCCAGGCCACCAUCACCCUUAACAUCGUCUCGGGAAGAAGAACCCCCUGAAAUUAAUUAUUGUACAGUGAAAAUUUCGCCCGACAAACCGCCCAAAGAGCGUCUAAAGUUGAUUAUUAAGACCGAUGUCAUUCGGAACGCACUCGCAGCAGCUGCAGCAGCGGAAGCAGCGAAAUCGGUUGGAGUCACCGAAAAAGCAAUUCAAGCAGACACUGCAUCUUCUGGUAAUGAAGGCUGCCCAGCCACGGAUCGGCCUGAAAAGGAGAAAUCUAAAAAAAAUAAAAAACAUAAACAUUUGAAACAUUUAGUUGUAGAACAGCUACCUAGCACGCAGAAAAGAAACUUAGCUGAAUUUAAGACCCCUUCUCCACAUUUAGCAUUAGGAAGUAGUAGUAUACAUGAUAACCAUCCGAAUCCGACAGCAGCUUCGGCGCGCACUGUUAUUUCACCUCCUGCUUUAUCUGAAAGAGAUUUCGACUCACAGUCGUCAGUAUUGGGUAGCAUUUCAUCUAAAGGUAAUAGCACCCCUCAAGGAUUAGCGCCACAGCCAGAGGAGAGUUGUGUUUUGCACAGCAGAGGCUCCAGUGUGAUAACCAGUGACCUUGAAACAAGCCAGCAUUCAUCACUAGUUGCACCUCCAUCAGAUAUUGAGUUGCGAUUGGAAUCAAUGAUGAUGGACGGUGAGGCAAGUCAGCAACAACGCACUACUAACAAUUACGUAGAAGCGGAGCCAUUACAAGAAGAUAUUUUAGCGGUUUUAAGAGGUGACGAAAGUGCAAUGGAUAUCGAGCAAGAGAAAAUAAAGGAAAACGGUCAAGAUUCCAAAUUAUCAAAUCAAAUUCAGGAAGACAACAUGAUGCAUUCUACUGUUGUAGGUCGUAGAAUAACCCGCGGUAAAGCCAAGAGUAACUAUGCUGAACAAGAAACAGACGAUUCUCAAGCGGUCAAAGUGCGAAACAAAAAAUCAACUCCAAUCACUCAAUCGGGAGACGAGAUUUCUAUCCAGAAACGUUUAACAAGAAGAGGUAAAAAACUAGAUGAAUCUAAUUCUGUAUUAAUAACAAUGGAAACCAGUGAAGAAUUGCCUACAAAUAGCGAUGAAAUAAAUUCAGAUAAAUCUUAUCAAGAAAGGGAUCCAAUCCCCGCGUUGGUUGUUAGAAGAGGUAGAUCGUCUCGAAAUACCAACAAUAAUAAUUUAACCAAUAACACUAACAAUAUCAAUAAGAUCGCUGCCAGUUUAUCAGCUAAGGCGGGAGCGGCCGAAUUACAAAAGGUCUCAAAUCCAGAUAGCAUCACUACACCCUCCAUUCAGCGAAGUUACGGAAGAAAGCGUAAAAAUCAACAGGUUACGCAGGUUUUGCAGCCUUCAGCUGAAGAAUUGGAAGAUAUUCACAGCUUAACGCCUGCCAAAUUGGCCAAUCUUGAUUUACCUACGACGGAGUCUACGGAUCUUAUAACAAAUCCACUGCAUACUAUUAAUGAAAAUUAUCUUUCAGCUUCAGUGGAAUUGCAUGAAACGAACUCAAUGGAUUCCAGCUCUCUACAAAGACCUUCCAGUGGUAGUGAAACACCGAUAUCACCAUUCCGCCAUGACUACAAAAUCAAAGAUAAAUUCAAGCGCACUCUUACUCUUGACAAUCAGGUCAAUAAUGCUGUUGUUGCUAAGCAGACGGCGCCUAAUAACACGUUACCGAGUGGUACUCAAAAUCAAACGGGUGCCGAACCUGCUGUCAAAUUGGUUAUUUCCAAAAAGAAAGGUAGCAUUUUUAAAAGUCGCGUGCCUUCCGAACAAACAGAACAAACAAAUAGUAAACGACAUCUGUAUAAGCACAGAUGGGAUGCUACUGCUAAUGGGGACACUGGCAGCGAUAGCAAUACUACACCAGCACAAAUUCCAGAUAAUAAAUCGGGCAGUGCCACCGUCGAUGCCAUUUUUAACGACUUCACAAGUGACGAUACUCGUAGUAGUCCAUUACUGGCGUCCAAAUUAACUCGAAUAAUUAAACAAAAUCCUCAAGUGAUUCCACACGGCUCUGAUAUGAAUGAAGCGGUAACUGCAACAGAUUCAGCGCGUGGCGACCGAAAAACAAAAGAUUUAUACACAGUAGUUCAUAAUGUGAAAACAGCUCACCAAAUCCAAGAAAUUGGUGAAUAUCAGGAAAUGGAUGACGACGUUGAAUACAUUUUGGAUGCCUUGCAAUCACAAAAUCCAAUGCCCACUAGAUGCCUUUCAGCAUUACAAUUGGCUACCAAAUGCAUGGUACCUGCCUUCCGGAUGCACGUACGUGCCCAUGGUGUCGUUUCGAAAUUCUUUAAAGCUCUUUCCGAUGCAAAUCAUGAUCUAAGUCUAGGUCUCUGCACCUCUGCUAUUAUGUACAUAUUAUCGCAAGAAGGUCUCAAUAUGGAUUUAGAUAGAGACUCUUUAGAACUUAUGAUGAACUUAUUAGAAUCUGAACAGAGUGCAGCCGCUCCAGCAGAUCAUGCUAAUUAUGAAAGAAAUAAGCAAAAGGUGCGGGAGCUUUGUGAAGAAAUCAAGGCGCAAGGAAAAGCUACUCAUUUAAAUGUUGAAUCCAUUACAGUUGGUACCCUCGCGAUGGAAACGUUAUUAUCGCUUACUUCUAAAAGAGCCGGAGAAUGGUUUAAAGAAGAAUUACGCGAAUUGGGCGGUUUAGAACACAUUAUAAAGACAAUUAACGAUUGUUGUAGACCAGCAGUAGACAACGAUCAUAGCAGCGCCGGUAUCAGUUGGACGCGACCGUUAUUGGAUAAUAUGCAAACAGUGGAACGAUGCCUACGUGUUCUUGAAAAUGUUACGCAGAUGAAUGAGGAAAACCAGCGCUAUAUAUUAACUUAUGCGCAGGGUCACGCUAUUAACACCCUAUGUUCUUUGUACUCGCUCUGUGAUCGUGAAUUGACAUUAUAUCCUACUUCAGAAACCACCUCCCGCGACAAUCCCGGCAUUGUUAUGCGCGAACUGCUGAUACCUUUGAUGAAAGUCUUAAUCAAUCUAACGCAUCCAUUUAAUGCUUCGAAUGCCAUGGGUGCUGAUUUGAUAGGUCAACGUAACGAAGUCAUCGAUACAAGUUUCCAUUUGCUUUUGCAAGCACCAAACUACAUUCCUGAUCGUUGUGUAUUUGAGUUAAGCAUAUUGGCUUUGCUGUUGCUUAUCAAUCUCACCAUGUAUACAUUACCAAAUCGUGAGCGAAUCAUGCAAUCCAAUGCGCCCACCGAGUUUAGCCUAAAUCAUGAUAAUUCACCGAAAAGUGAAACAGCCAUUUCAGCUAUAAUGUCGUACUUUUACAAGUGCGAAGAAUUGGCGAGGUUGGUGGAGAAGAAUACAGAUGCUUUAUUGGAUAAUCAAGACAAAAACAAGAAGAAACAAGAGGAGGUUGAUGAAACUGUUAAUAAUUUGUUGCAAAAGGCUGGCCAUCAUAUGGAACAUUCACUAAAAGGCAGUUACACAGCAAUUCUAAUUGGCCAUUUAAUAGCAGACAAUGAACGCUUCGAAGAUACAGUGCGAAAGCAUUUGCAUGGCAACGGCUUUAAAGAAAUAAUCAGUGUAUUAGAGAAAUAUUAUAAUUUUAUGGAUUUAGCUGCGAGUUCAGAAGCUUCGGUAGUGGCUCAUAUCAAAUCCACCAAAAAACUUUUAGAUUACUUUAAAAAACGCGACUUGAUUCAUGAGAUGAAUAUUAAUAAUAAAUCUCCCGUAAGUUUGGAGAAACAUGAGAAUGAUAACGACUUGAAUACCAACUCUAGCAGUACUCCAGCAACAGUGCAACGUGUUUACAAGACGUACAGUCAAAGAUAAUUAAACAUAUUAAAUUAAAUUAAAAGUAAAAUAUUUUAAUCGUUAUUUGACUUUAUUACCAUUAUUUUUUAAUUUUAUCAUUUUUUUUUUUUUUUUUAACAUUAUUUCUUAAAGCAAUUUUAAAGCGCAGAGGUUGAAACGAAAAGAUAAAAACAUAAAUUUUAUGAGUUGGCUUCUUUUUAAAAUUUAUCCUUGGAGAACUAAUAGUCGAACAAAUAGCCUAAAUGCUAAAACAAAUAUUGUAAAUAUUCGUUUUCAUUCGAAUAUUAAUUUUUUGUUAAUUAUACGAAAAUCUUUCUCUCACUCAAUCUUGACUUAUCCCCAAUAAGCGUUCAUGGCAAAUAUCUAUAUUUAUUUUUUAAUCUUUAUCAAUGGUUUCAAAAUUUUCUCGACAGACGGACGGAGUGAAAGUCUCGCACUGAUUGUUAAGCGUGUAUUUGCCUCACACAAAUUCCCGUCACCCAUACUUAUAGAGGUUAUUAUCUCUCACUUGUGAGGUGGUGGGCAAAAGAAAAAUACCUCUGGAACCGUGGAAUUGCGAAAUUGCCCGACAAUUGAGUUUUACAGAUAGUUUAAUGGGGUAUUUUUUUUUUUUUUUUUCUUUUCGUUUUAAUGCAACUAAUAUGAAUGUAAUAUUAUAUCGUUUUUAAAUGAUAAUUUAAUUUUUUCUAUUGUCUUCUAAUUUUAACGAGAUUGUAUAAAACUAAACUAAAUAGAGCUGCUUUUAUAAAAAUGUAAAAGAGAUAACACUUCCACACGUACACAUAAGUUUGCAUAUUGCGAAUCCAAAGGGAAGCUCUUUCCAUGCUUUCCAAAUGUAUUUUUUUUCUUGUUUUAUUUUAUUUUUUUAUUUUUUUUUUUGUUCUGGCAAGUGAAUAUCUUAGAUUUUAAGCACAAAUUAGAAAUUUAAUGUCAUGUAAUAACACGGCUUGUACAUAUAUAUACACUUCCAAUUAGUAUCCCCUAAUUUCGGACAUAUAAUCCUUAACUUUAAUGUAUGCGCUGUUUGUAAGUCCGUUUUGUAACUAUCUGUAUGUACGUUUAGCUAAGUAUUUAAUAAACUUUACACACAGAUGAAUAAUUUCUUUUAAUUUUUCUCUCAUUGUUGUU